Impatiens glandulifera is the source of this 1038-nucleotide messenger RNA. Its product is annotated as protein CWC15 homolog. NCBI's taxonomy places the organism in Eukaryota, Viridiplantae, Streptophyta, Magnoliopsida, Ericales, Balsaminaceae. Gene Ontology annotation, cellular component: catalytic step 2 spliceosome. Bases 175 to 867 code for a protein of 230 amino acids. Gene Ontology annotation, molecular function: RNA binding. Gene Ontology annotation, biological process: mRNA cis splicing, via spliceosome. The record is from RefSeq and is a predicted model, not a curated record. The transcript is spliced from 8 exons.
GCUGCUGAUGUCGCUUCAUGUUUGUUGCUGAAACCAAACAAGCCCUAAUAUUGAAAAGAUCGGCCUUUUCUUCUUCUCAAGGAUAAUCCGUUUUAGGGUUCGUAGCAAGAAGACGCGAAACCAGGAAACGAGGGUACUUGUUUGAUUAGAUAGAGACUUAAGAAUAAGACAACAAUGACAACUGCAGCUCGACCGACAUGGGCUCCUGCCAAAGGUGGGAAUGAACAAGGUGGCACUCGAAUCUUCGGCCCCUCCCAGAAGUACUCUUCGAGGGACAUUGCUGCUCACACGACUCUGAAGCCGAGAAAAGAGGGUCAGGACACUCAGGAUGAAGUGCACAAGAGGAACCUCCGCGAUGAGUUGGAAGAUCGUGAAAGAAGGCAUUUCUCAUCCAAGGAUAAGUCCUACGUUGAGGAUAGAGAUCGUAGAAAAGGAAGUCAUCUUUUACUCGAAGGGUCACGACGGGAUAUGGAUGAUCGUCUUGUUUCAAGAAAUAUAGAUGCAGAUGAUGCUGAUGUAGAAGUUAGAAGUGAUGAAAGUGACGAUGAUGAUGAUGACGACGAAGAUGAGGAUGAUACAGAAGCACUUCUGGCUGAGCUUGAACAAAUAAAGAAGGAAAGAGCGGAGGAAAAGCUCCGUAAUGAAAGGCUGGAACAAGAAGAAGAGUUGAAGGUUAAAGAAGCAGAGUUGCUGAAAGGAAACCCUCUUCUUAAUAAUCCAACUUCGUUCAAUGUGAAAAGGAGGUGGGAUGAUGAUGUUGUGUUCAAGAACCAGGCUCGGGGUGAGGUGAAGGCACCGAAAAGGUUCAUCAAUGACACCAUUAGAAGUGAUUUUCACAGGAAAUUUCUUCAUAAGUACAUGAAGUGAUUUGCUUACACCAUUUUAGAACUCUAUUUUCAUGGAUAUGAACAAUAUGACAACUUAAAGUUCUAAUAUACUCUGAUUUUCAGUUUUUGAACUUGGCCUGUAAUUGUUCUUUGUUGUUCAAUGCACUUCUUGAUUGUGUGCCCAUGUUGAAUUUUAAAGUCACAUUUUGUU